Messenger RNA from Macadamia integrifolia, 2042 nucleotides. Its product is annotated as cysteine-rich receptor-like protein kinase 10. The transcript is spliced from 5 exons. The record is from RefSeq and is a predicted model, not a curated record. The coding region runs from base 496 to 2040 and encodes 514 amino acids. Gene Ontology annotation, molecular function: protein kinase activity; ATP binding. Lineage: Eukaryota; Viridiplantae; Streptophyta; Magnoliopsida; Proteales; Proteaceae. Gene Ontology annotation, biological process: protein phosphorylation.
ACCCAUGAUCGUUGAGUGACUUGAGAUGAUUUAUGAGAGUUUAAACCAACAAAUCCAUCGAAAUUUAUAUUAUUGAAAAUUGGUUGCAGUGUGUAUGAGACAGUUAAGAGCAUCUAGAUAUACACCUUACGGGAAUUCUAGCCACCCAAUGUUCAUUGCACCGAAACCACAACUAUACACGAUUUUGACACUCAGCGUAGUCGUUGGAGACCAUGACUCAAAUUUUCUAGCAGUUGGAGACCAUGACUCAAAUUUUCUGUGGUGAGCAGUGCUGGGAUCUUCCAUUGCCGCUCACUGCCUCCCUGCAGGGGAUUUAUGUGCUAGUUUCUGUUACCUGGGUGAGCUAAAUUUCGUCCUAAAACUCUACGCAAGAGCAGUUGAUGUUCAUUUUUCCAAGCUCAAAUACUACCAUAAUCGUCCUCCUCUCUCUCUCUCUCUCUCUCUCUCUCUCACGCACACACAAGCAUACACAGACGCACACAGACACAGAUUAUAAUGGUUAGUUCCAGUUCCUUCCUCACCUUUUCAUCAAUUCUUAUAAAUUUGGUUCUUUGCUUCGCCCCCACCACCUCCCAGACCGCCUUCUUUCGCCACUACUGCUUAGGAGCUAAUUACACCACUAACAGUAACAUCCAAUUUACAACAAACCUCAACCUUCUCCUCUCUACUCUAUCCUCUAACGCUUCUUCAUCCACCAAACAUGGAUUCUACAACUUCACCACCGGCCAGAAUCAAUAUAAAGUGUAUGGUCUCUUCCUCUGCAGAGGCGAUGUUACAACAGAGACCUGCCAGAAUUGCGUUGAGACAGCAAGCAAAGAGAUCAUACAACUCUGCCCAGUUAACAGAGAAGCCAUUAUUUGGUAUGAACAGUGUAUGUUAAGGUACUCUAAUCGGUCCAUAUUCUCAACCAUGGAAGUGGAACCAAGAAUUUUUCGCGCAUUUUUGUUCGAUAAUGCCUCCAACCCAGAUCAAUUUAAUCAGAUUCAGAGUGGUUUGAUGGACAAACUCAUCACAAGGGCCGUCCGGGGCCCUUCUUCCCCAGCCAUGUUUGCCAUCGGAGAUGAGAAAUUUAGUCUCUUUCAGAACAUAUAUGGGUUAGUUCAGUGCACGCCUGAUCUUUCUGAGACUGAUUGUUAUAAAUGCCUGAGAGGGGCUGUUUCUGCGAUACAGAAUCGGUACUAUGGGACGGUAACAGUGGCCUUAUAUCAACCCAGUUGUGUUGUAAGGCGCAGUGAUCUUCCUUUCUAUCAACUGAAGGCUAGUGCACCAGCUCCCGCCCCUCCUGUGCCUCCUCCUCCUCCUCCUCCUCACCCAUUAACAGAGGGCAUAGCUCCAGACAGUAAGCAUGGAAGGAGGAAUUCAUUUCAAACUGCUUUUGCAAUUGCUGUCCCCUUGGCUAUUGCAGUGAUAGUUCUUUCUAUCAUUUGCAUCUUUGUACAAAGGAGAAAGAAAAAGAAAAAAGCUAAUUUAAUGGAUGACAUUACAAGUGUGGAUUCCUUGCGAUUUGACUUCAUUACAAUAAAAACUGCAACCAACAACUUCUCUGAUGCAAAUAAGCUGGGUGCCGGUGGAUUUGGUGUUGUCUACAAGGGCAGGCUUUCAGAUGGACAAGAAAUAGCAGUGAAGAGGCUCUCUGGAAAUUCUUCCCAGGGUGAAGUGGAAUUCAAAAAUGAGGUUUCAUUAUUAACCACACUUCAGCAUAGAAAUCUUGUUGGACUGAUGGGUUUCUGCUUGGAAGGAGAAGAAAAGCAACUAAUCUAUGAGUUUGUCCCCAACGGAAGUCUUGAUUACUUUCUAUUUGAUCCAAGCAAGCGGGCAGAUGUGGAUUGGGGAAGGCGUUACAAAAUUAUAGAAGGGAUAGCUCGAGGGAUUCUUUAUCUUCAUGAAGAUUCUCAUAUUAGGAUUAUUCAUCGGGAUCUUAAACCAAGCAAUAUUUUACUUGAUGUGGACAUGAACCCUAAAAUUUCCGAUUUUGGUAUGGCAAGGCUAGUUAUGAUGGACCAAACUCUAGUCAAUACAGAGAAAGCUGUUGGUACUUAGUA